AUGGGAAUAUUGUACAAUAAAUUUCAAAUCUAUUUUGCAUUUCAAAAAAGAUUUUUUACUGUAUUUAUUUCAUUUUCAAGAAAUUCAAUUAAUGCAACUAUUUUUCUUGUUUUAGAUUCAUUUACAUGUAAACAAAUGAUAGCUACUUCUGUUAACCCAAACUCAAUUGUUAUACCAUUGAUUUCGACUGGAUGUUUAAAAUCAGAAUUUAAUUCGACCUAUCCAGCUCAUCUUAAUGGAAUAAUAAGACCAGAUGAAUUUCAGCAAUCAAUUGAAAAUAUUAAUAAACAAAUCUCUUCAAGGAAACCUAUGAUUAUAAUUGGUCUCAUUGCCAUUUUAUGUUUAGUUAGUGGAAUGAUAUUAUUUAUUAUCGGAGGAAUAACACGUGUGGCGUCUUAUUCAACUGGAUUUCCUAUAACAGUCGGCAUUGGGUUUGGCUUGUUCGGCUUUGGAAUGUUGAUUUUAUCAAUUGGAUGUUGUAUUAUACAGUCAAAAAUGACAGCUCGAAUGCACCAAGCAGUUGCUAAUGAAUCGAUGAAGUAUUCAACGAGAUCACCACCAUGUAGUUGGCGAUUGCAUGCUUACAGCACUUGGAAUGGAAGAUACGGACAUUAUGGAAGAAGAAGACUCGCUUACCGUUUACUGAUUGAAAUUGGAAAUCCUGUUGCACCUGGAGGUGGACAUUCAUUGUAUCAAUUCAACCAAGUUGCUCCUCAAUCAGCAUUAUUUUUCCCACAAGACAAUAAUGUGCCUCCUCCUCCAUAUUAUCAUCAAUCGGUUGCAGAAUUUUGUUCUCAUUGUGGAAAACCACGGCCAAAUAUCAUGGCGAAAUUUUGUUCGUCAUGUGGCCAGCCGUUCAAUACAUAUUAA
This is a messenger RNA of Rotaria sp. Silwood2, 870 nucleotides long. NCBI's taxonomy places the organism in Eukaryota, Metazoa, Rotifera, Eurotatoria, Philodinida, Philodinidae. The record is from the annotation of a GenBank genome assembly.